Molecule: messenger RNA, 885 nt
Organism: Anastrepha obliqua
Lineage: Eukaryota; Metazoa; Arthropoda; Insecta; Diptera; Tephritidae
Exons: 2
Coding region: 109-318 (69 amino acids)
Source: RefSeq, a predicted model, not a curated record
CUAUGACACUAAUUCACAUCAUUGAAAUACGACAAAAAAUCACGUAGUGUUAUCAUAACACAUUAAAAAACAAAAUCAAUAGUUUACUAACAUUACUUGUGCCUAAAAAUGUUGAAGACAUUCACCAACUUCGAAUUCGCACUCCUGGUCAGCGUGUUACCAGCGGCUUGCUUCUAUCUGUGGACAUUAAUUGCCGGUGAUUUAAUCAAUUUCUCCGGAAGUCGUGUAAAGGUGUUGAACUACGCGGCGAAAGAUAUGGUGAACUGUUAUCAAAAUUACGCCGCAGUUACGAAUGGAGAUGUAAAAAAAGAGCAUUAGCUAACAUUUUUCUAGUCCAACUUUAUAGUAUUUGUAUAAUUACACUGUAUUACUACCCUGCUCGCAUUUACAAGGCAUAUGUGAUAUAUGCUAACCGAUUUUUGCAAGAAAUAUAAAAAAUAGCACCAAAUUGCUUUUGUAACUAAACGAUUUCCAUAAUGUUUGGAAACGUGAAGUCUGGGAGAUAUUCUUUUCCGCAUAUACAUAUGUGGGCAACACUGCUGUUUCCGUGGCGCUGCAAUUUAAUUUCGGAUUCUUAUAGAACUCGACAAAAGAAAACGAAAUGAACGAGUAAAAUUUUUCGAUAUCUCGCUUGGUUUUUAAGUAAUUUAAUGUUAAAGUUCUCUAAUUUAGCGAAAAGUUGGUGUUGCCAUACUCUUGAAAUAAAAACGAAGUUCGUAUGCAGAGAUGUUCAGUAGAAGGUUCAUUGUAAAACUGCAGUAUUUUUUGCUGUAAUUUUAAGUUGAAAAAUAAUUUUGAAAAUAAAAACAUACAACUCAUUUAAGAUUAAAAACAAUGAUAUUAAGCGUAUCACAAAAAAUAAUAAAGUAAUUAAAAUUAAAUUAA